Molecule: messenger RNA, 2652 nt
Organism: Ictalurus furcatus (blue catfish)
Lineage: Eukaryota; Metazoa; Chordata; Actinopteri; Siluriformes; Ictaluridae
Gene: setd4
Product: SET domain containing 4
Exons: 11
Coding region: 176-1555 (459 amino acids)
Biological process (GO): peptidyl-lysine monomethylation; positive regulation of transcription by RNA polymerase II; peptidyl-lysine trimethylation
Molecular function (GO): protein binding; histone H3K36 methyltransferase activity; histone H3K4 methyltransferase activity
Source: RefSeq, a predicted model, not a curated record
GUCACCAGCUCCGACACACAUGUGGUCGAGGAGAGUGGUGUAGUGAAGAGCGUUAAUAUUUCACUUUCGUUAAGUCACUUUAGGAAGUUUAAUGAAGUUUAAGAAAGACACAGUGUUAGCUAGGGAACGUAAAAUGAAAGCAGUGAGAUAACCCGAACACCAGGCUACACACACGAUGAAGAACAGAAGUGGAAGAAGAGAAAGGAAGAAGAGAAGGAAGAAACGAGUAGAGACGAUAAAUGUGACGCUGUCUCAUGAAGCACCUUUCGUGGACUUGAGAAGAUGGCUUAAACAAAAAGGAUUCAGCUCUAAGUGUUUAAUUCCAGCCAGCUUUACAGAUACAGGAAGAGGGCUGAUGGCUACACAACCCAUUAAGAGAAACGGGAAGGGAAUACCCCUGGGACAGGCUCCAGGACCCCUGCAACCCUGUGCCAACGAGUUGGUGAUUUCCUUACCCGAGAGGUGUUUGCUGACUACAAGCUCAGUUCUGAAGAGUUACAUGGGCGUAUACAUAAAGAGGUGGAAGCCACCAGUAUCUCCUCUCAUCGCACUUUGUUCUUUCCUUAUUGCUGAGAGAUAUUACGGAGAUUCAGCAGAAUGGAGCCCUUACAUUAAAGUCCUCCCGAAAUCCUAUACAUGCCCAGUUUACUUCUCAAAUGACAUCAUGGACCUCUUGCCUCUAGAUGUUCGGAAAAAGGCUGUGACACAAAAAGAACAGUUCGAGGAGCUUUAUUCCUCUUCGCUGCCAUUCUUCUUGUCCCUUCAGCCCAUUUUUACUCAGCCUGUAGAGGUAGUGUUUACUCAGGAUGCAGUCCGGUGGGCAUGGUGCAGUGUCAAUACUCGUACGGUGUAUAUGGAGCAGGCCCAGAGCGAUUUCCUCUCACGGGAGAAGGAUGUCUUUGCACUGGCACCUUAUCUGGACUUACUGAACCAUUGUCCUGAGGUACAGGUUCAUGCAGGGUUCAACGAGCUGUCCCGUUGCUAUGAGAUCAGAAGUGUUCACGGCUGUAAGAAAUUCCAGCAAGCCUUCAUCUGCUACGGUCCCCAUGACAACCAGCGGCUCGUUUUGGAGUACGGUUUUGUUGCUUCUGGUAAUCAACACAGCGUGGUGUACGUUGACUUGGGAACUCUGAAGAUGUGUCUUAAGGAAGCAGACAGACAGCUAGAGCAGAAACUUCUCUUCCUGAAGGACAAUGAUUUUCUAAGAAACCUGACAUUUGGUGUGGACGGGCCAUCCUGGAGGCUGAUGACGGCACUUAGGCUACUGUCCAUGAAGCCAGAACAAUACUCCUGUUGGAAAAGUAUCCUCCUGGGGGCACCAGUGAGCCAGGACAGAGAGGACUGGUGCAUCCUCAAGGCCCAAAUGCUAUGCCAGCAUCUCUGUGAUGACAAUAGCAAUGCACUUGCGAGGAUAGCUCAGCUCAAAGAUGGUGCUGACGGGGCUCGGCUGGAGCAGCUCUGCUUGGUCGAGGGUCUGAGACGAGAGGAACAAGCGAUUUUAGAACGCUCCAAACAAGUUCUCCGAAACCUUCUGCCUCAGUCAUCACCAUGGUGACCAAACAGGACUCAGAACAUGGAACAUUAAAGGAUCCGGAGGAUAUUGUCACUACGUGUGUUCCUGCCAAGACCUGGAGAACUGAGCCAAGUCAGAGCAAAGGGAACCGUGACAUUUCUUGGUAUGAAGAAUAGCUACUCACUAUGGGAGCUUUGGAGUUUGGUGUGUCGGUCUUAAAAAUAAGCAAAUUUUUUUGUGCUGCUGGGUUUUCUUCGUUCCUCAUCUUACAAAUGUUCAACAGACUUGGUCUAAACAGGAGCAUGUCAGUUUGGAAACUUCUGGAAUGGACAUGAAGAGCUGGCGGGUAUCAAUAGGCUAGCAGGGUUAAACCAUUCCUGUGUCUUUCGAAGAUUAAAGUUAACAUCAAUGUAAGGUUUCAUUUUUAGCAUCCACAUCAGAUUAUUUGCUGUUACCAAAUGUCUUAAAGUGGAUUGUUUUGUACUUUUGUGUAGCCAAGCACUACAGCACCACCAGUGGUGGUUGUAAGAAAAUGACAUACACUGGGGCUGAUUUUAUUCUAGCCCAGAGAGUAGAUUCAUGCAGCCUAUUAGUGUGAGUGAAUUGCCCUCUAGAUUGCAUGUGCGUUAGGGCUCAUAUUUUCAGCCUAUGGCACUGUUACUUCCGUAACCCGUCAUCAACAGCGAUGAGAAGCUGCACGUGAAAUACAGUCACAGAUGUAAUGAAUAUGAACAAGGUGGAUUAUUUACUCUAUCAUCCAUUUUCCCCCAAAAUACCUAAAGUAGUUAGAGUAAGCACACAUUAUCCAAUCAAAGUACACAUUACUUAGGACAGAUGACAUAUAUAUAUAUACACAAGCCCCAGAUUUUAACACUAAACUAGGGCAUGUUUUGGAUAAAACUAGUCCUAGAUUGAUGUAGAGUACCUUCUACCCAGAGUCUUCUCUAACAAAGCCAUUGGUGCUACAAAUAAAAUGUACACAUGAGUAACAGCAGGCCUAUAGCAUCAUGGAUGUUGGUUAAUAUUAUUACAGAAAGCAGGACAAACUCUUUUAGUAUGUCGAUCUAUUCAGUGUACAAUUUUACAAUGUGCCAUACAAAAAAAGUUUAUUCUCUAUUUUCCCUUUUAGCAGGUUCAGA